AUGCGACCCGGUUUCUCACUCUCAUGGAAUGUCGAGUGGCUUGGAUCAUUCCCUGUACCGGGAAUUGAUCCGGAAUCCGUAUCACAACGAUUAGAUCGAUUCAUUCCUCGGAAACCUCCUAUUGCUGUUCAGUUAUCAAUUUCCGUUUAUGGUGUAAAAGUUUGUGCUGUUGAUGAUGAGCGAAUAUUAUUUUGUCAAUCAAUUCGACGAGUAAAUUGUGUAAUUGGUCGAACAGAACGACAUGAGGUGGCAUAUAUUGCUCGAGAACCAUCGGGUCAAGUGUACAGAAGAUUGUGUCACCUGUUUAGGACUAAAUCAUCACAUCAGGUGGAAGAAAUAGAAUCUAUUCUUGAGAAUGCUUUUCAAGCAUCAGCACUUAUUAAACCAUCAUCACCACUUAUAAAUUCAGCAAAAUUAUCUUCAUCACAUUUUGCUACACCAAUAACUGCUACAACAAUACAUCAACAACAUCGCUUAUCAACAAAUACUCCAACAUUAUCAUCUGCUGCUACUAAUCAUCCAUCUACAAUUGAACAAUGUAAAUUGCAUAUAACAUCAUCCGUUCUUCUCAAUCGUCUUUUCGGUAAAUCUCGAACUGAUAUUAGCUCAAACAAUAAGGAAAAUGCCACAACAACAACAACAACAACAACAACAACAACAAAGAGUAAUAAUAAGCAACGUCGACGACCAGUUAGUGCUGUAUUCAGUCAAGCAUUACAUCGACUUUCAUCUGCUUCAAUUUACAACAAACGGUUCUCAUCAACCGAUACACCACGAAAGCUAGAAAGGCCUGUAUCAAUUUGUCAACCAUCAUCUUCGACAUCUGUUACCGCUGUCACCAACACAAAAUCACAUCAUCGUCGUUCAGCUAACUUACAACAACACAUUUUUACACCACAAACUUCCACACCACAUACACAAGAAGAGGUAUUUCGUCCAAUUCGUCACACUCAAACAACUUUAUCAUUAUGUUAUGAUGAACGUUUGACAGAAUGGAUUUAUCCAAUUGAUGAAAUAUUGGAGAAACAAUUGGAACAGGUCGCAUAUUUCUGUAAAACAGCACAUCGGAAUCGAAUUAUAGAUGCUUUAUUAGAGCAACCGGAAGGUGCAUUUGUUGUUCGAUUUUCUGAAUCAAAACGAAAAUGUUUGGCAUUAAGUGUUCGAGUGCCAUUUCGACAUAAUCCAACUGGUGUAUCACAUUAUCUUAUCAUUCGAAAUGAUAAUGGAUUUAAAUUAAGGGGUUCAAACAAAUAUUUCCAAUCAAUACCUAUGCUUGUAACGCAUCAUUCUGUAAUGCCUGAACAACUACCAUGUCGUUUAAUAUUUGCUCAUUGGGGUAAUAUGUGGAAAUGCAAUGAAUUGAAUAAUAAUUAUGAUUACCCACCUUGUGAGCAAGUGGAAUGCUCAAAUGAGAUGUUCAAGCAUAAUCGAUGA
This is a messenger RNA of Brugia malayi, 1434 nucleotides long. RefSeq lists its product as uncharacterized. Lineage: Eukaryota; Metazoa; Nematoda; Chromadorea; Rhabditida; Onchocercidae. The transcript is spliced from 9 exons. The coding region runs from base 1 to 1434 and encodes 477 amino acids. The record is from RefSeq and is a predicted model, not a curated record.